Molecule: messenger RNA, 555 nt
Organism: Mya arenaria
Lineage: Eukaryota; Metazoa; Mollusca; Bivalvia; Myida; Myidae
Product: protein quiver-like
Exons: 3
Coding region: 59-445 (128 amino acids)
Biological process (GO): sleep; regulation of synaptic transmission, cholinergic; positive regulation of voltage-gated potassium channel activity
Source: RefSeq, a predicted model, not a curated record
CUAGAAAGACGACUUCACUGUACCAAGUUAAACAACUGAAAUACAAAUAGUUAUAAAAAUGAAGGUGGCAGUUACUUUCGUUGUUGUAUCAUGCUGUGUUCUUGGAUUAUUUUGUGGUCAGUCAGAGGCAUUGAAGUGCUAUGAGUGUACGACCACGGCAAGCAUUGAUUGCGGUGACCCGUUCAAGAAUGCCACCAUAGUGGACAAUUGUAACGUAUGUGCAAAAGGCAAGGGUCACUUGGGUUCUGUUAAAGGCAUAUCCCGUGGUUGUUAUGGCCCCGAAGAUGGAUUUUCCGAAGGAUGCCGUUCCGAGAGUGAUGAAAAAGACAGUGGUGAAAUGUGCUAUUGUAAAAGUGACCUUUGCAACGCCUCAACACGCGUAGCAAUGGCAACCACUCUACUCGUUCUCCUUCCGGCACUUCUUCUAGGCUUCAAAACUGUAUAAUUGUUUGUAAAAUAUGAUAAGUAGGGCGUAGCAAUACUACAUUUCCUAAGAGUAAUUAUACCCCCACAAACUAAGUUUGAGGGGUAUAUAGGAGUGAGCUUGUCGGUCGG